Molecule: messenger RNA, 1158 nt
Organism: Camelina sativa (false flax)
Lineage: Eukaryota; Viridiplantae; Streptophyta; Magnoliopsida; Brassicales; Brassicaceae
Source: RefSeq, a predicted model, not a curated record
AUGGCUCUAACGUUCAAGGCCUUGAGACAACCGCCACAUUUGAUCCACAGACAGAUCAGUUUAUCAUUCACAUGGUGGCCUGGUGGCUUAGGAAAAGUUUCUACUCAUGCUGUGGUUUAUGCUCGUCUCAUAACGAAUGGCAAAGACCAUGGUGUUCAUGGAUUCAUCGUGCAACUACGAAGUUUGGAUGAUCAUACUCCUCUUCCGGGUAUAACCAUCGGUGAUAUUGGAAUGAAGUUUGGAAACGGGGCAUAUAACUCAAUUGACAAUGGUUUUCUUAUGUUUGAUCAUUUUCACAUUCCUAGAGAUCAAAUGCUUAUGAGACUGUCAAAAGUUACAAGAGAAGGAAAAUAUGUAUCAUCAGAUGUUCCAAAGCAAUUGGUGUAUGGUAUUAUGGUGUAUGUGAGACAGUCCAUUGUGUCAAAUGCUUCCACUGCGCUGGCUCGAGCAGUCUGCAUAGCUACAAGGUAUAGUGCAGUUCGAAGGCAAUUUGGUUCACAUAAUGGUGGAAUUGAAACACAGGUGAUUGAUUAUAAAACUCAGCAGGACAGGUUGUUUCCUCUGCUUGCAUCUGCAUAUGCCUUUCGGUUUGUAGGGGAGUGGCUGAAAUGGCUCUACACUGAUGUAACACAAAGACUAGAGGCCAGUGAUUUUGCAACAUUGCCUGAAGCUCAUGCAUGCACUGCAGGAUUAAAGUCAAUGACUACCUCAGCCACCUCAGAUGGCAUUGAAGAAUGUCGUAAGUUAUGUGGUGGACAUGGAUAUUUGUGGUGUAGUGGCCUUCCUGAGUUGUUUGUUGUAUAUGUUCCUGCUUGCACAUAUGAAGGAGACAAUGUUGUGUUGCAAUUACAGGUUGCUAGAUUUCUGAUGAAGACAGUUUCACAAUUGAGUUCUGGAAAGGUUCCUUCAGGGACAGUUGCUUAUAUGGGCCGAGCAAAACACCUAUUGCAAUGUAGUUCCGGUGUUCAAAAAGCUAAAGAUUGGUUAAACCCUGAUAUGGUGUUGGAAGCUUUUGAAGCAAGGGCUUUGAAAAUGGCUGUUACUUGUGCUAACAAUCUAAACAAGUUUGAGAAUCAAGAACAAGGAUUCUCAGAACUCCUGGCUGAUCUUGUUGAGGCUGCUAUUGCUCAUUGCCAGUUGAUUGUCGUCUCUAAGUAA